Molecule: messenger RNA, 1959 nt
Organism: Metopolophium dirhodum (rose-grain aphid)
Lineage: Eukaryota; Metazoa; Arthropoda; Insecta; Hemiptera; Aphididae
Product: FAD-linked sulfhydryl oxidase ALR-like
Exons: 4
Coding region: 165-776 (203 amino acids)
Cellular component (GO): mitochondrion
Molecular function (GO): flavin adenine dinucleotide binding; flavin-dependent sulfhydryl oxidase activity
Source: RefSeq, a predicted model, not a curated record
UUUGUGAUAAUUAAACGUAAGGCUGUUCCGUUGAAAUAUUGAAUUGUUGAAUAGUGAAUACUGAAUAUUUAGUACUUAGUAGUCAGUAGUUACUAAUAGUUAAGACUUUAACUUUAAAAGUUGAGUAUUGAUUUUUCAACAAAUAAACAAUAGAUAUUACAAUAAUGUUAAUUUUCAACAACAUUUAUAACUCGUUCCUAGUUUUUAUUAAUUCGCAUCAACGCAGUCCUUUGAAAAUAAAUAACGUAAAUGAAAAACCGGUUGACAAUAAUAAUGCACAGCAUUCUCAAGCAGAUGUACCAUGUCGUUCAUGCACUGAUUUCCGGACGUUUAGUCGUAUGAGACGUCAAGAAUUUAGUCAAAGUCAGGUUCAUUCACUGAGUAGCCAAUCUAAAGAUAAUAAUGAUGAAACCAAAAUACUAGAACACCAAAGAGAUGAUUGUCCCUUAGAUAAAGAUGAAUUAGGUCGUAGUACGUGGAAAUUACUUCAUACCAUAGCUGCCACAUAUUCAGAUGAACCAUCACAUGAAGACCAGUCUAACAUGGAACAAUUCAUUAGAUUAAUACCAAAAGUCUAUCCUUGUGAAGUUUGUGCUAACGAUUUUUCUGAAAUAUUAACAUAUCAUCCACCAAACAUUAGCUCUCAAAAGUCAUUUGCAAAAUGGAUGUGUGAAGUACACAAUAUGGUAAAUCGGAAAUUAGAAAAGCCUCUAUUUGACUGUUCUAAAGUAAAUGAACGAUGGCGUGAUGGUUGGGCUGAUGGACAUUGUGAAUAAUAUUUUAGCAAACCAAAUUAGAUUUAUAAUACAGAAUUAUAACUUCAUACAAAAUAUUUUAAAAUAAAUAUUCUGGAUUUUUUAAAUCAUUAUUAAUUAUGAAUAUAAUAUAUUUUUAAUUUUUUUUUCUCUUGAAGUAUAGUGUGUAAUAUUCUAUUUAUACAAAAAAUGUGAUGCUUAGAAUUAUUGCGUUUUAAUUAGUUAGGGGUUAACUAUUGAACAUAAACUAACAUACAUAUUAUUAUUUGUAAAAAUGUAAAAUUUGUUAUAAAUUGUUACCAACUGCUCAAAUGCUUCUGAAAAAGAUACUAUUUGUUAUUUAGAUCGCAUAUCUAUAAUAUAUUAUUCAUCACCACUACAGGAAUAUAUUGUUGUAACUUAAUUUCUUAGUUGUAUUUUAGAUUCUAGUUCUGACCAAUUGAGUAUUAGAGGUCAAAGACAAUUACACUGAAGAACUUACAUGGAUAGUUAUUAUUUGUCUGCUGUAUUGUUUUUUUCAUACUAUAUUUUACAAGUGAAAUUUCAAUUAUUUCAAUACUAUGUAUAAAUAAUAAAUACAUUCAAAAAUGUAUUUGUUCUAAUGGAAAUCAUGAUAAAGUAAUGAUAAGUAUGGAAACUAAAAUGUGUAGGUAACAUAAUAUCAGUAUUAUAUUAUGUCUUAAACAUUAUUCCAAUUGCCUUUAUGAGCAGUUCUUAAACUAUGGUCCGCGAAGCCAUCAAUAUUAAAAUAAUGAUUAUGAUAACAUCAGAUAUUAUGUAAAAAUUGCUAAGAGAUCCGCGAUUUUCAAGUCUUUCAUCAGGGGUUCUACAUAUGUUUUAGAAACGAUGGUCUGCAUAAUUUAAUACAUCCCCUUAAGCCCAUUCAGACACCUAGUUCAUCAAUAAGUAUUAAUUACUAAUUAUCAUUUUAAGUGUCGCUACUGGGUGACAUAUUUGUCUAUUUUAUUUCUGACCCAUGUCUUAACUGAUUGAAUAUUUUUAUUGUAAAAAAUUAAUGGUACUUGUUUGUUAUUGCCCCACAAGGCAACAUUAAGUCAGCGCCUUUAAUCUAAAAUUUUUAUAUUUCUCUAUAUCUAAAUAUUUUAUGUGUAGAUUCAUCUGCUUGUGAUCUAUUUAUUAAAAAAUGUUAAAUAUUUCUUAUACUAUUUGAAAUUAUAUCUUAUUAUAUUAUAAUAAAUUAUGU